AAGGUGGAAUAUUUAAUGUGCCGAGAAUAGCAGACUGCAAAUGCCAAACAUUAAACAUUUUUUUUUAUUUUAAGCACUAAACAAGUAGUAAAAAGCAUCAAACAGUAUACCUACACCCUACGGCCUACACGGCUACACCCUGCUUAUUACAGUCGGCGGAGUUGACUUACCGCUACACGAAGCACUCGCGCCUGUUUGGAUUUUUAUUUUCAAGUGAAAUACGCAAUCCAGUUGGAACAAACAAAUCGUAUCAUGGAGCCGGCAAGGAAACGAGGUGCACUAUCCGGGCUUAGCGAGAUGGGCAACGUAGGUCCCGAAGAUCUUGUCACUGCAAUGUCAAUUGAUGUUGAAUUUGAGGGGCGCAGUCCAGAAGUCACAGAUUUUCAUUGUAUUAAACAGUUGUUACAACAACUGUUUUUAAAAGCUCCAGUAAACUUGUCUGAUUUGACUUCAGUACUUAUUCAUCAACCCAACAUUGGCUCAGUUAUAAAGCAAGUUUCUGAUGAGGAUGACGAAGACGAUGAUGAAGAUGACUAUUAUGGUGUUGAUGUCAAUCAAGUAUUUGGAAUAACUUCAAUCAUCAAUAUUACAGAGAAAACAAGUGAAUGUGUAGAAAAUUUAAACAAAUUAAUGUUGGACUUGAGUAACUUACAUAGUGAUAGUGACACAACACGGUUUAUAAACAGAUUGUUGAGUGAUGAUGAUAAUCAAGUUGGGUUGGUAAUAAACGAAAGAUACGUCAACAUUCCCCCGCCUAUUUCUGUGCCAUUAUUUCAAGCCCUUCGCAAGGAGUUGUCCAAUCUAAAAUCUAAGAACCGAUCAUACAAUUUUAAUUAUAUUAUUAUGAUAUGCAAACUUUACAAAAUGAAGAAAGAUAAGAAGAAGGGAACCAAAAGUUACGAAGACUCAGAAAUAAUAUGGUCAAAUGGUGAAGAGGAGUUCUUUGACGAAGCUGCAGAUUACAAAUUUGAGUUUUGUGUGCAAAAUGACAAGGGUUCUGGCUUAGCAGGCACCUGGGUAGAAUCAGAUCCUGAAAUGAUUCCUUUUAGACGUGUUCUAAUAUUCUCUAUCGAAAAAUUCUACUCAAUAACUAACCAACUUGAAUCUUUGGUAGCGGACAAAGAUACUAAAGGCUAUCAGCAUGAAGGUUAAUCCACUUUUUAUAAUACAUAUAUUUUUUUGUUAUUAAGUUAAGUUAAAUUAAAUACAUUUGGUUGUAUUUUUUACAAAAUAAUCUAAUGGCAUAUAAUACAAUUUACAAUUUCAACUAAUUUUCUUACUUACUGUUAAUUUAUAUACAAGAAAAAUAUACAUGAUUAUUAGAGUGUUAA
Myzus persicae (green peach aphid) is the source of this 1331-nucleotide messenger RNA. RefSeq names its product protein BCCIP homolog. The record is from RefSeq and is a predicted model, not a curated record. The coding region runs from base 253 to 1152 and encodes 299 amino acids. Lineage: Eukaryota; Metazoa; Arthropoda; Insecta; Hemiptera; Aphididae. The transcript has 6 exons. Gene Ontology annotation, cellular component: nucleus.